Cantharellus anzutake is the source of this 492-nucleotide messenger RNA. RefSeq lists its product as uncharacterized. Gene Ontology annotation, molecular function: protein kinase activity; ATP binding. The record is from RefSeq and is a predicted model, not a curated record. Lineage: Eukaryota; Fungi; Basidiomycota; Agaricomycetes; Cantharellales; Hydnaceae. The transcript is spliced from 3 exons. The annotation marks the transcript as partial. Gene Ontology annotation, biological process: protein phosphorylation.
CUGUUGCAGCAUCUGAAGAGAGAGAUGAGGGCGUGGAAGGACUUAGACCAUGAAAAUAUCGCGAAAUUCAUCGGUUUUGCGAUUGAAGUUCGCGGUGCAGUACCAGAAGCGGCGUUGGUGUCCGAAUGGUGCUCAAAUGGUAAUAUUGUUGAAUAUCUGCAUGAAAAACCGACCUGCGGUCGGCUGCCUCUGCUUCUUGAUGUCGCUUGUGGUCUGGCCUACCUCCACGAACGUAAACCUGUUGUAGUCCACGGCGAUCUGAAGCCUCCUAACAUAUUGAUCAGCGAGGCUGGGUGUGCCAAGUUGUGUGACUUCGGGCUAUCUUUGAUUGCGGACGGAUUAACGACAGGGUAUACAUCGUCGGGACCUGCAUUUACCUCGCGCUAUUGCGCCCCAGAAGUCUUUGACAGCGGCAUCAAGACGACAUUCGGUGAUGUUUACUCCUUCGCUUGCACUUGUAUCAUGGUGAACCCUUAUAGUUCGCGAAUAUGA